AUGGCGACUCACGCCGUGGUUGGGGAAAAAAUAUUUGUCGGAAAAAAUUAUUGCAUUUGCGAAAAACCCUACCAGGAAGGAGAAUUUAUGAUUGAAUGUUCCAUUUGCAAUAAUUGGUUUCACGGAAAAUGUGUACUAAUAACUGAAGAGAACUCAGCCUACAUUGACCAAUAUCACUGUCCAAAAUGCAAAGAAACACAUGGCCCCUUAAUAUGGUUAAAGUUGAAAUGUACAAUAUUUUUUUAUUUUCUCAUUGUGAAAAUGUUGUCCAUUCUACCAAAGAACGUGAGAACCGGUUCAAAAAAGUUUAUGGAAAAGUUAAAAACUAGGAAAUUUUUAAGUGCAGAAGACAUACCGGUCAUAUCAUUACAUGGCUCUGAGUUGACAUUUGAUUAUUUGGAGAAACAUUCUUUUGACAACCCAAUCCUCUCCACUUCGACUGAUGGCCUACAUCUUCAGACUCCUCCAACCAAUUUUUCUGCUCAAGCUGUCGAAGAUCUUGUUGGACCUAUGCAAGAAAUUAGUGUAAUAGAUGUGGCCAGGCAAGAAGACCAUAGAAUGUUCUUGAGAGAGUGGACAAAUUAUUUCACCAACCAGAGUAAGAAAAAGAUACUAAAUCUACUGAGUCUUGAAUUUAGUAAUUCCAAGUUAUCAGAAUUAGUCACACCACCACAAAUUGUCUUCGACGUUAGCUGGGUUACAAAUAUGUGGCCCAAUGACGAAACAAUGUAUCUUAAACCUGAGGUCCAGAAAUAUUGUUUGAUGAGUGUAGAAGAUAGUUACACAGACUUCCAUAUUGAUUUUGGUGGAACCUCAGUUUGGUACCACGUAGUUAGAGGCGAGAAAAUUUUCUACCUAAUCAAACCAACCCCGAGCAAUUUGGCGGAGUUCGAAACGUGGAUGAAAUCUUCUGAACAGCCCAUGACCUUUUUUGCUGAUAUUGUUACUGAAUGUUACCAGGUAAAGAUAAAGCAGGGUGAGACCGUGUUUCUACCAUCUGGAUGGAUUCACGCCGUCUGGACGCCCAAAGAAUCAUUAGUCUUUGGAGGAAAUUUUUUAAACAGUUUCAACACUGAUAUACAGUUGCAAAUUUACAAUCUUGAGAAGCGAAUCCUGGCGCCCAACAAAUAUCUCUUCCCUAACUUCGAACCUCUGCAUUGGUUCGUUGCCUCGAGUUUGACCUCCAAGGUUAAAGACCUUCUGGAAAGAAAUCAGAGGCUACCGAAGUACCUGAUAGAGAGUCUGAAAGCCAUGUUGCCUUGCCUGAGGGUGUGGUCCAGAGAUAAGGAGGUUGACUGGAGGAUGGUUGCUGAUCGGUGGUUGAGUGGUUGA
Messenger RNA from Helobdella robusta, 1332 nucleotides. RefSeq lists its product as hypothetical. The record is from RefSeq and is a predicted model, not a curated record. Gene Ontology annotation, molecular function: transcription coregulator activity; histone demethylase activity. Bases 1 to 1332 code for a protein of 443 amino acids. Gene Ontology annotation, biological process: regulation of transcription by RNA polymerase II; protein demethylation. NCBI's taxonomy places the organism in Eukaryota, Metazoa, Annelida, Clitellata, Rhynchobdellida, Glossiphoniidae. The transcript is spliced from 11 exons.